AUGAGAAAGAAAACGGCAAAGAAAUGUGUAACUUUCAUAAUCUGGUCAGCUUACCUUCUGGCUGACUGGGCUGCUAGUUUUGCUGUUGGAUUAAUCUUUGACACUGAAGAGAAAUAUGCUUCUGCUCAAGACAAAGGGGAUGAUGCCAAAGGGGCUGAAGCUGAUACUGGUCUUCUUCUGGUGUUGUGGGUACCUUUCCUUUUAUUAAUGGUAGGUGGGCAAGACAGAAUAACGUCUUUCGCUGUGCAGGAUAAUGAGUUGUGGCAUAGGCACUUGAUUUGGCUCAUUCUCCAACUCUGCACCACUGGUUUUGUGUUUAUUCAAUCAGUUCAUCAAAACAGACUAUGGAUCCCAACACUUCUCUUGCUGCUUGCUGGAACCAUCAAGUAUGCUGAGAGGAUCGUUGCGUUGUAUCUUGCAAGUUCGGACAGCUUUGGAACAUCCGUACUUAAAGAUCCGAAUCCAGGGCCCAACUAUGAGAAACUAAUGAGAGAAUACGAGCACUAUAAAGAUAGCGGUGUUCCUGUACAAUUUGUAAUUUUUGAAGACAGAGAAUCCCGGGUCAUCAAAUAUGAUAGAUUCAAGUUGAGUGACAGUGAACUGGUGCAGUAUGCACAUCGCUUUGCAAAUAUAUACAAGGGAUUGAUUGUCAAUCUCAUGUUCAGCUCCCGUGAGCAUAAGGAGAGUCGAGAAUUCUUCUCUAAAAGAACAGCAGAGGAUGCAUUGAGAAUAUUAGAGACCGAGCUCAACAUAUUUUAUGAUCUUCUCCAUACCAAGGUGGUGGUGGCGAAUUCCAAAUUAGGAAAAAUGGUUCGGUAUAUGUAG
This is a messenger RNA of Quercus lobata, 825 nucleotides long. RefSeq lists its product as uncharacterized. The record is from RefSeq and is a predicted model, not a curated record. The transcript has a single exon. Bases 1 to 825 code for a protein of 274 amino acids. Lineage: Eukaryota; Viridiplantae; Streptophyta; Magnoliopsida; Fagales; Fagaceae.